CUCCUCCCCGCGGGCCGCGGGGCCGGAAGCCGCCGCCGGGUGCCCUGUGAACCGGGAAGGGCUCGGUUUGAAUGAGAUCCGGCUGAUUCACCGCGGCCCGGGCGGCUCCGGCCCAGAUUGAAGGAAACAUUAUCAAAAUACCUUUGCUGACUUUGGAAGGAAAGGAGGAAAGAGACUUACUGGUGUCAUCUUUACAGUCAAAAAGUGGGAGCUGCUGCCACAUUUGAUCUGUGAUCACUCCUGCUAAGCACCAGAAAUAUGGAUAGACUUCUGCGGCUGGGAGGAGGUAUGCCUGGGCUCGGACAGGGACCACCAACAGAUGCUCCUGCAGUUGAUACAGCAGAACAGGUUUAUAUCUCUUCCCUUGCACUGCUGAAAAUGUUGAAGCAUGGUCGUGCUGGUGUCCCUAUGGAAGUCAUGGGUCUGAUGCUUGGAGAAUUUGUUGAUGAUUAUACUGUGAGAGUGAUUGAUGUUUUUGCAAUGCCACAGUCUGGAACGGGUGUCAGUGUGGAAGCAGUGGAUCCUGUAUUUCAAGCAAAAAUGUUGGAUAUGCUGAAACAGACAGGAAGACCUGAGAUGGUAGUUGGUUGGUAUCAUAGUCAUCCUGGCUUUGGCUGUUGGUUGUCUGGUGUAGAUAUCAAUACCCAGCAGAGCUUUGAGGCCUUAUCAGAAAGAGCUGUUGCUGUGGUGGUGGAUCCCAUUCAGAGUGUAAAAGGAAAGGUUGUUAUUGAUGCCUUCAGAUUGAUCAAUGCUAAUAUGAUGGUCUUAGGACAUGAACCAAGACAAACAACUUCAAAUCUGGGUCACUUAAACAAGCCAUCUAUCCAGGCACUAAUUCAUGGACUAAACAGACAUUACUAUUCCAUCACCAUCAACUACAGGAAGAAUGAACUAGAACAGAAGAUGUUGCUAAAUUUGCAUAAGAAGAGUUGGAUGGAAGGUUUGACACUUCAGGACUACAGUGACCAUUGCAAACUCAAUGAAACAGUAGUGAAGGAGAUGUUAGAAUUAGCUAAGAAUUACAACAAGGCUGUUGAGGAAGAAGAUAAGAUGACACCUGAACAGCUGGCAAUAAAAAAUGUUGGCAAGCAGGACCCCAAACGUCAUUUAGAAGAGCAUGUGGACGUGCUGAUGACCUCAAACAUUGUCCAGUGUUUAGCUGCUAUGUUGGAUACAGUUGUAUUUAAAUAACCAAUUUACUGUUUGUGAUGCUUUCUGUGUAUAUUUGUUUAUUGUUUCUAAUACUCACAAGACAGAGACUGUUGAGGCUCUAUUUGAUUAAACAGAGACAUCUGACUUUUGCAAUGUAAGCGCAUCACUAUAACACCUUUCAGUCUCUAAUUGUGCAUUUGCUUCAAUUUCUUUAUGUCAGGGUCCUCACAGAUUACAAAGUAUUCAAGAACACCACGUGGGCAAAAAUGUAUUACAUUUUCAUUUAAUAUUUGGGGGGAAAAUCAGUAAUACAUAUAUAUUUUGAUUGUUGCAACUUAAUAAAAAUACAUUUACAAACCUG
This is a messenger RNA of Manacus vitellinus (golden-collared manakin), 1513 nucleotides long. It is a transcript of the gene PSMD14, whose product is annotated as proteasome 26S subunit, non-ATPase 14. Gene Ontology annotation, cellular component: proteasome regulatory particle, lid subcomplex. The record is from RefSeq and is a predicted model, not a curated record. The transcript is spliced from 13 exons. NCBI's taxonomy places the organism in Eukaryota, Metazoa, Chordata, Aves, Passeriformes, Pipridae. Gene Ontology annotation, biological process: proteasome-mediated ubiquitin-dependent protein catabolic process; protein deubiquitination. The coding region runs from base 259 to 1191 and encodes 310 amino acids. Gene Ontology annotation, molecular function: metallopeptidase activity; protein binding; proteasome binding.